This is a messenger RNA of Capsella rubella, 1805 nucleotides long. Its product is annotated as protein DETOXIFICATION 25. The record is from RefSeq and is a predicted model, not a curated record. Lineage: Eukaryota; Viridiplantae; Streptophyta; Magnoliopsida; Brassicales; Brassicaceae. Gene Ontology annotation, molecular function: antiporter activity; xenobiotic transmembrane transporter activity. The coding region runs from base 127 to 1614 and encodes 495 amino acids. Gene Ontology annotation, cellular component: membrane. The transcript is spliced from 9 exons. Gene Ontology annotation, biological process: xenobiotic detoxification by transmembrane export across the plasma membrane.
AAAUAUCACUCUUCUUCUUUCUUUUUUCCUUUUAAUCUUUUGAAUUUUCUGAGAAACAUCUUUUUGUUCUUGGUUUCUCCGACUCUUCCCACUUUGAUCACUAAGUUUAAGAGAGAAAAUCAAAGAAUGAGUAGUGGGGGUGGUGGUGGUGGGGAAAUGGAAGAGAGGCUGCUACUAAAAGACUCAGAGACAGGACAGAGGAGGGAGAUUCUCUACCUGAGGAAGAAGAUCUCGACUGAAGUAAGGAAGAUGUGGAGAAUAGCUUUACCAUCAACUUUGUUCAGAGUGAUGUCUUUUGGAUGCAUAGUGGUGGCUCAAGCCUUCAUUGGCCACUCCAGUGAAACGGGUAUCGCUGCUUAUGCUCUCCUUCAAACCACUUUCAUGCGCUUCAUCUACGGUAUUAUGGCAGGUAUGUCAAGUGCUACGGAGACGUUGUGUGGACAAGCAUACGGAGCAGAACAAUACCACAUGAUGGGUAUAUACCUACAACGUUCUUGGAUAGUAGACUCCUUUGUAGCCACUCUCUUCGUCCCUUUCAUAGUCUUCGCCGGUCCCAUUCUCCGGUCACUAGGCCAAAACGUUGAGAUCACCGAGACGAUAGAUGAGAUCUACGCUUGGGUCAUCCCUUAUCUCUACAGCAUCGUCUUCACAAUGACAAUGCAAAUGUAUCUCCAAGCGCAGAUGAAAAACGCCAUCAUAGGUGUUCUCUCGGUCAUAGCCCUGGUCUUGGACAUUGCGGUGACGUGGUGGUGUGUUAGCGUGAUGGGGAUGGGGAUCCAUGGUGCGCUUCUAGGGCUUAAUGUAAGCUCGUGGUCAAUAGUAAUAGCCGAGUUUGUGUAUGUGUUUGGAGGGUGGUGCCCUCAUACUUGGACCGGCUUUAGCACUGCUGCUUUUGUUGAUCUUAUUCCCAUGUUCAAGUUAUCUGUUUCCUCUGGCUUCAUGCUUUGCUUAGAGUACUGGUAUACGAGCAUCCUCGUCUUGAUGUCUGGAUAUGCAAAGGAUGCGAAUAUCGCAAUUUCUGCUUUCGCCAUAUGCCAAUAUAUCUACACCUGGGAGCUGAACAUAUGCCUCGGCUUGUUGGGUGCAGCAUGCGUACGAGUGGCAAACGAAUUGGGAAAAGGUGAUGCGGACGCGGUGAGGUUCUCGAUAAAAGUGGUGCUUGUGGUGUCAGCGGUGAUCGGUGUGAUAUGUUCGGUUAUUUGCCUAGCGUUUGGUGGUCAGAUUUCGUAUUUGUUCUCCGACAGCCAUGCAGUUUCGGACGCUGUCGAUGAUCUCUCCAUCGUCCUUAGCAUAUCUAUAAUCCUCAACAUCAUCCAGCCCGUUCUCUCUGGGGUAGCAAUUGGAGCAGGGAUGCAGAGUAUGGUAGCAUUUGUGAACUUAGCAUCUUAUUAUGCAAUUGGUGUUCCUUUAGGUGUCCUCUUUAUUUGGGUUUUCCAUUUUGGUGUUAAGGGACUCUGGUCUGGGAUGUUGGUUGGAGUUGGUCUCCAAUCGUUGAUAUUGAGUUAUGUUAUUUACAAAACUGACUGGGAAGUGGAGGUUAAGAAGACGAACGAGCGUAUGAAACUUUGGUCUCUAACGUUACAGGAAUCGAAUACUCUUUCGAUUGAGAGAUGAAGAAAGGAAGUAAUAUAUAUAUAGACAUAAAAAGAAGUUUUAAAAAUUGCUUUUGUUUUCGGAAAAUAGUAUUUGUGUUUUUUUACAUUGGCUUUAAAAAAUGAAGUACAUGUGUUGAGAUUGCAUUAUUAGGUUAAUGCAACUCUCAUUAUCAUUUAAAUAAGGUUAAGAAUGUUAAAGUUUUUCUUUUA